Manduca sexta (tobacco hornworm) is the source of this 2698-nucleotide messenger RNA. It is a transcript of the gene ash2, whose product is annotated as set1/Ash2 histone methyltransferase complex subunit ASH2. NCBI's taxonomy places the organism in Eukaryota, Metazoa, Arthropoda, Insecta, Lepidoptera, Sphingidae. The coding region runs from base 140 to 1864 and encodes 574 amino acids. The transcript is spliced from 10 exons. The record is from RefSeq and is a predicted model, not a curated record. Gene Ontology annotation, cellular component: Set1C/COMPASS complex. Gene Ontology annotation, molecular function: protein binding; transcription cis-regulatory region binding.
UUUUCAUACAAUGCAUGUACUUUGCAUUGUGUCCGCUUUGAACUUUCGUAUCUUAUUUAUUUAUUUUGUGUCUCAUUGAUAUCUUUACAAAUUUAUCAAAUGAGUACUUGUGGAUCUGAUUAAAUGUAGUGUUAAAUUAAUGAAAUAUUCAAUCAAUAUGUCUUCUAAUUCUGAUAUGAAGAAACCAAGCGAGGCAGAUGUCGGCCCUAACAACUCCCAAAUGGAAUGUCAAAAGCCGGCUGAUAACGCCGAGAAAAACAAAAUAAACAAAAAUUCUGGUGAAUCUCAAGGAACUUGUUACUGUGGCAAAGAUCGCAACCUCAACAUAGCAGAAUUACUGUGCGCCUCUUGCAACAGAUGGUUCCAUGAAUCCUGUAUAGGGUACCAAUUGGGAAAACUGGUUCCAUUUAUGACCAAUUAUUUAUUUAUUUGUAAAAACUGCUCACCAACUGGUUUGGAGACGUUUAAGAAGAAUCAAGCUCCAUUCCCUCAGAUGUGCCUGACAGCUAUAGCUAACCUGAGACAGGAGAGUGUCAAAGAUGGCAGCAACAAGCUCCUCUUCAGUAAGGAUCGGGACAUCAUUCCUUACAUAGACCAAUACUGGGAAGCCAUGACCACCAUGCCCAGAAGGGUAACUCUGUCUUGGUACGCGACGGUCCAGCGCGCGUUAAUAAAAGACAUCGAAGUACUCUUCACUUACGAAGAGGACGCAUCGCAGGGGCCUAUGUUCGGCCUCUACAAUAUGGAGCUCACCUCCAUCAAGCCCAACUACGAAGCUAUGAUCAAGCAGGGCCAGUUGAAGGUCACCGACAUGGGCAUCGCGACCAUUCCACUAGCGGGUAACGUGAAAGGGCGUCAGGGCAAACGCCGGCCGGCGGUGGGCGCCGCGGCGGAUGCUGGCGCUCCCGUGGGAAAGAAGGGACGCACCGCCGACCUGGGCGCGCUGAAACUACCCUCGCACGGCUACCCCACUGAGCACCCCUUCAACAAGGACGGCUAUCGGUACAUACUGGCUGAACCUGAUCCCCACGCACCGUUUAGACAGGAGUUCGACGAGAGCAACGAAUGGAGUGGCAAGCCGAUCCCGGGCUGGUUGUACCGCUCGCUGUGUCCCGGGAUCGUGUUACUGGCGCUGCACGACCGCGCGCCGCAGCUCAAGAUCUCGGAGGACAGGCUCGCCGUCACCGGGGAGAAGGGAUACUGCAUGGUCCGGGCUACCCAUGGCGUGUCGCGCGGCUCGUGGUACUGGGAGGCGAGCGUGGAGGAGAUGCCGGAGGGCGCCGCCACGCGCCUGGGCUGGGGGCGGCGCUACGCCAACCUGCAGGCGCCGCUCGGCUACGACAAGUUCGGAUACUCCUGGAGGAGCCGCAAGGGGACCAGGUUCCACGAGUCCCGCGGGAAGCACUACAGCGCGGGGUACGGCGAGGGCGACACGCUGGGGUUCCUGGUGGUGCUGCCCAACAGCGUCAACACCAAGUACACGCCCAACACUUACAAAGACAGGCCCCUCGUAAAAUUCAAAAGCCACCUGUACUACGAAGAUAAGGACAACAUACAAGAAUCUCUGAGCAAUCUCAAGCCUCUGCCGAACAGCAAGAUGUACUUCUUCAAGAACGGCGAGUGUCAAGGGGAAGCGUUCGUGGACAUCUACCAGGGCUGUUACUACCCCACCGUAUCACUGCAUAAGAAUGUUACCGUCAGCGUCAACUUUGGACCCAACUUCAAAUACCCACCUGCUAUUGAAUAUCAGUAUAGACCGAUGUCAGAAAAGGCAGAGGAAGCGAUAUGCGAGCAAACCAUGGCAGAUUUACUUUAUCUAACAGAGAACGAGGGCAAGCUACGACUAGACAACUUUAACCUCUGAUACAACUAACACCGCUAGUGCGGUGUGUGACUGACUGACACGAGUGUUGUGUUGUGUUGAAAAUGUUCAUUUUGCACUUACUAAUAUAAAAUGUGAGGUACAGUUGACAAAACAAGUCACUGAGUAUAAAUUGUGGAAUAGGCACUAUCUGCAAUUAAAAAUAUUGAACAGUUAUGAAAUUUCUGAUAAAUAUAGUGGUAUUUAACCGUUAUGUGAAAUGUAUGUAUUUAAAUAUAAUAUAUAUAGUAUUGUUAAAAAAAAUAUGCUAGUGAUAAUGAUUACAGUUCAUUUGUAAGUAUUCUUUCUGUUUAUAACUUGACGCAAUUAUUAUAUAACAUGAACAUUUUGUGAACUAAAAAUCUUAUGAUUAUGUAUUGAGAACAGUGACUACUUAAAAAUUUUAUGCUACAUAGUUGUCAUGAAUAUUUUGUUGGUAACUUUGCUGGGCAUAGAAACGGGAAUACAAUGCAUCUUAUAUUUAUUGGAAAAAUGUAUAACACAAUGUCAGUAUGAGACAUACUUCCAACUGUCUGAGCCUAAUAAAACUAAUUCGAUUUUAAGUUAUGCUGUAAAAAGUAAGCCAAACUUUUUGUUUGAAUCUCUUUGCAAAAUCAGAAUUAAGGUACUAUCAGUAUUCUAUAAUAAUGUAUUAAACAAUUAUUGAAAUGUAAAAAUAAAAAAAUUAUUCAAUUGCUACUAAAUUAAUAUACAAUUAAUAUUGUUACUCAUAAAAAUAUAUAAAUAAUGUAAGCAAAUGAUGCACUUUCAACUCAAGUUGUUUGAAUGUGGUGAAUUGAGUACAUAAUGUAAGCAAUAAAUAUUUUGUAAUGAAAA